UACCCGAAAGCACCAUUCGAAGAGAAACAGGGGCACUGCACGAAUCAGGAAGACUCGCGAACGGGAAAGAGGGCUCUCCGUACCCUCCGAUCGUCGAUCCCUCCGACGCCUUCGUCUCCGUCUGUGGGUUCCUCUCUCUCUCUCCUGAAUCUUCUGUUGAAGGUUCUUCGCGAGAUCAUCUUCUUCCGUAGUUUCAAAGUCCUAUUUGAUUCGUGACAGCGAUUUCUCUGACUACCGAUUCCCUCGACUUCGCGUGGCGACGGUUUUCUUCGAUUGCCCGCGAGACGGGGAUUGUGGCUGGUCGGAGUGUGUUCCGAGCUCUGUUUUCGACGUUAUACAUAGGAGAAUUUAGUUUGGGGAGGAGGAGGCAUGUGAGGUAAGGAUGAGGAACGAGAUAGGGAAGCCGUUGAUCGUGUUGAUAUGCGGGAGCUUGGUGUACUACCACUGCGCCUACCGGCAUUCGAGUAUCCUCUCCCUCCUCUCCGACGUCCUCAUCGUGCUGCUCUGCUCUCUGGCCAUCCUCGGCCUCCUUUUCCGCCAGCUCAACAUCUCGGUACCAGUGGACCCGCUGGAGUGGCAGAUAUCGCAGGACACGGCCAACGGCAUCGUUGCCUGCCUCGCCAACACCGUCGGAGCCACUGAGUCUGUUCUUAGGGUUGCCGCCACUGGCCACGACAAGCGCUUGUUCGUUAAGGUGAUUGUUUGCCUUUACAUUCUGUCUGCUUUGGGGAGAUUACUCUCCGGCGUCACUGUUGCUUAUGUUGACAGGAUUAUGCUUGUUUUGUCUUUACUUGUUCGCCGAGAGCUCGCCAUCAGUCAGCACUUGCAUAGCCCGAUUCUUGAGGAGAAGUGGUGCUGCUGAGCAGGAUAACAUGUAGCCAUUAAAUCUUCUUGACCUGUAUCCAAUUCUUGUUGUACCCACGUCUUGGAGCCUUAGAUUGUGACUGUACAUAUGAGACUGUUCUUCACCCCUAUUUUGGGGUGAGUGAAUACUGUUGUCGGCUAUACGCAUGAAACUUUUACGCGCAAUUUUAUGUUUGGCCAUGAGCGCAACCGAUCGAUGUAUUUUGAAGAGAUGUUGUGA
Molecule: messenger RNA, 1084 nt
Organism: Rhodamnia argentea
Lineage: Eukaryota; Viridiplantae; Streptophyta; Magnoliopsida; Myrtales; Myrtaceae
Product: reticulon-like protein B22
Exons: 5
Coding region: 383-862 (159 amino acids)
Source: RefSeq, a predicted model, not a curated record